AUGCUCCCACCCAGCUCUUUGCUGCUUGUCGCCUCUCUGUUGGUGGGCGCGAACGCUGAUGGGAUCUACACCAAAAAGUCACCGGUGCUUCAACUGAACCAGAAGACUUAUGGCUCGUUGAUUGCCAACUCGAAUUACACUUCAAUCGUCGAAUUUUACGCUCCCUGGUGUGGUCAUUGUCAGAGCUUGAAACCGGCCUAUGAGAAAGCUGCCACCAACCUAAACGGCUUGGCCAGAGUGGCCGCCGUCAACUGCGAUGAGGAUGAGAACAAACCCUUCUGCGGCCAGAUGGGCGUGCAAGGAUUCCCGACCCUGAAAAUCGUCACCCCCGGCAAGAAACCCGGAAAGCCCAAAGUUGAGGACUAUCAAGGCGCACGCACCGCCAAAGCUAUUGUUGACACAGUCGUUGACCGAAUCCCCAAUCACGUCAAGCGUGCCACGGACAAGGACCUGGACAAUUGGCUUGGCCAGAACGAGGAGCGACCCAAGGCUAUUCUUUUCACAGAGAAGGGCACCACAAGUGCCUUGAUUCGAGCCUUGGCUGUUGACUUCCUCGGCGCCAUUGAUGUUGCCCAGGUGCGCAGCAAGGAAGCCGCCUCUGUAAAGAAGUAUGGCGUGUCAGAAUUCCCCGCGCUGGUCGUGGUUCCCGGUAGCGAUGUGGAAGCCCAGCUGUAUGAGGGCGAACUUAAGAAGCAGCCCAUCCUAGAAUUCCUUGGUCAAUUCGCUUCGCCGAACCCAGACGCCACCGGCAAAGCCGCCUCUGCCUCUACAGACAAGUCCAAGUCCAAGUCCAAGUCCAAGCCCAAGGCCAAGCAGCCGCCAAAGCAGCCAGAGACUGAAGAUGACGCACCGUCGGACGAAAGUGAAGAGCCCGUGGCCAAACCCGUUCAGGAGCCGGAAUCAAUUCCUCCCCUCUCAACACUCGCUACUGCCGAAUCUCUCGAGUCAUCCUGCCUAGCCCCGAAAUCGUCUACCUGUGUUCUUGUUCUUCUCCCAGAGACAAGUGAGGCAGAUGCCGAGCUCCCCUCCGCUGCCACCGAUGCUCUGUCCAGCCUGGCAGAGAUCGAACACAAGCAUUCCUUGCGUGGUGCCCGCCUCUUCCCCGCUUACUCGGUGCCGGGCGUCAACACUGGAUCCCAAGCGCUGCGCACCGCAUUGGGCCUGGAGGAUAACAAGAACGUGGAGAUUAUCGCCAUCAACGCCCGCCGUGGAUGGUGGCGCCGGUAUGGCAAUGCCGAGGACUUCGGCAUCGCCGCCGUUGAGAGCUGGGUUGAUGCUAUCCGCCUCGGUGAAGGUACGAAGGAGAAGCUACCUGAGGGUAUCGUUCGUGACGACGAGGCCGAAGCUCAGGAAAAGAAAGCAGAGGCCGACGCGGAACAUGAUGAGCUGUAA
This is a messenger RNA of Penicillium waksmanii, 1392 nucleotides long. Its product is annotated as putative disulfide isomerase. NCBI's taxonomy places the organism in Eukaryota, Fungi, Ascomycota, Eurotiomycetes, Eurotiales, Aspergillaceae. The record is from RefSeq and is a predicted model, not a curated record. Gene Ontology annotation, molecular function: protein-disulfide reductase activity; protein disulfide isomerase activity. The coding region runs from base 1 to 1392 and encodes 463 amino acids. Gene Ontology annotation, biological process: response to endoplasmic reticulum stress. The transcript is spliced from 3 exons. Gene Ontology annotation, cellular component: endoplasmic reticulum lumen.